Trematomus bernacchii (emerald rockcod) is the source of this 3933-nucleotide messenger RNA. It is a transcript of the gene adgrf3a, whose product is annotated as adhesion G protein-coupled receptor F3a. Gene Ontology annotation, cellular component: membrane. Lineage: Eukaryota; Metazoa; Chordata; Actinopteri; Perciformes; Nototheniidae. Gene Ontology annotation, biological process: G protein-coupled receptor signaling pathway; cell surface receptor signaling pathway. The coding region runs from base 46 to 3195 and encodes 1049 amino acids. The transcript has 18 exons. The record is from RefSeq and is a predicted model, not a curated record. Gene Ontology annotation, molecular function: G protein-coupled receptor activity.
CGUCCGCACUUUGCAUGUCCUGCAGGCAACUGAGACGCACUGAGGAUGGAAAACCACUUCCUGUUAGUUUCAGUCGCUGCGGCACAUCGAUGCUUCCCUGAAACACCGAGGACUGCAGUUGUUGUUGUUGUUUGCAGGAACAUGAUGUGGACGUUCACUCUCCUCUACAUCCUGGGCCUAACCCUCUGCCAGGCGUCUGGACAAGUCCCGUCCACACAGAUGUAUUAUGUGAGGCUGACAAUAGAGAACAGUGCGAUCCCGAAUAUCACCGGGAAACUGGGGGAGACGUUUGUGAAGGAGACCAACCUGCAGGUGAACAACCUCAUGAUGACCACAGUGUGUCAGAGCGAUGCAGGCAGCAGCGAGUGCAACUGCUCGCCUAACUUCAGAUGGAGCGAAAAGGACUGCGAUCUUCAGGAGAAGUGCACUUUCCCGAAAGAUCAGACCCGAAUGUGUGUUCAUAACGAUGCAGUUGCGAUCAAUGGAUUCCUUCGAUUGGAAGGAACAGCUUAUCAUGGCUGCCUGAAACCAAAAGACAGCGCGGAAUAUAAGGAGUGUCAUGAAGACUUGUUUGUUGAGAUGAAGAAGGUGUACAGCACUUUGCCGGGAUUUGACACGUUAAGCAUCACCAGAUACAGGGUUGGGAGCGUCAUCGUUGAGUUUGCGUUGACCGUUGCUCAAAAAAUCGGACAACAAGACUUGCUCGACAAAUCAGAUAAACUGACCAGUAAUGUGAAUGCAUCUCUGGAUCUGGAGAGUUCAGGUGUCAUCAAGUUAACCAUGCCUGCCAGCCCGGUGUGUUUCUGCACGAAGCCCCUUCUUAGCUGUAAGUUACAGGAGCCCCUGGACACACUACCGGUGUGGCAGCUGAGCCGAGACCGGAGGGUGACGGAGAUUUUUAACGGCACCGAGGCCGAAGUGUCUUCUGAACCGAAAGAAACCAAACUCAAACUCCUCAAAAUCUCUGAACUCUGGGAAGGCGUCUAUUCAUGUUCCUAUCAUCAGAAGAAGAACGACCUCACCAUUUCCCACCAAGCCAGCGCUCUGAUGGACCUCGCCCUCCUGCCAGACAUCCUCAUCAGCACCGAGCCGGCGUUCCCGAAAUGUGAUUCGCCGGAGGAAGUUCUGAGCGUGAAAGUGAUAUGUGAGAUCGAGAAAAACACGGAAAACUACACGGUGACGUGGGCCCACGAAAACCUCUUCAAUGCGGUUCCUUCUGAAGAAACUAAGAAAACGUUUACAGCCGAAGCGAUCGUCACCUGUAAAGAAUCAGGGGUUCCUAAUGUCACGUGCACGUUUGCGAACCGCUGCAAUGACACUAGACCAGCGACUGUGGAUAUCAACAUCAUAUACAAAGGUGAUAAGUUCUGUCCGGCUGAAGGAGAUUGGGGCGACACCAAGGCUGGAUUCACCGGCAGAUUAAAAUGCAAAGGAGCGACUGGACACAGAACGAAGAAAUGCACAGACGGGGAUCCGCCCACUUGGGAACCUGAAGUUUCAGCUUGUGUGAAUCGGGACCUGAAUGAUGUGCUGAAGAAUGCAGAAAACUCGGACAUCGGGCUCGGCUCUCUGGAUGAAAACGCAGCCGACGUCUUUUCUCAGCUCGAUCAGGUCACGAACAACUCGCAGAAAAUAAACUCGUACGCCAACCUCAACGCUUCGGUCCAGGUCCUCUUAAGUCUGAGCAACAAAAUCAACAGCAUCAACAACGACACCACGGCCAACGACUUCUUUGAUUCCUCCAGUAAUCUUCUGGAGGAAUCUCUCAAAGUCUCGUGGACGAAGACGUCUGGCCAAGAGAACAUUUCUCUGGCGGAGAGAUACCUGAGCUCCGUGGAGAAGCUGAUCGUCGCCACAAACGUGACCCAAUUGAAGAAGAAGAAAAACAUCGAGGUGAUGGCGACCAACUGCACGAAGCAAAACACCAAAUGUUACCACAAGGUGUUCAACGUGUCCGUAAUCCUCAAAAGCUCUGACCCGGGAAAUGUGAAAACGGCCGGCUUCAAAGAGCUGGAGAAGUAUUUACCGCAGAAAGACAAAACGCUGGAAUCGAACAGCAUCGUCGUGUCAACGACGAUGGAGAAGAAGACCUCGUCCGUGGAGGUGGAGAUUCGCUUCCCGUUGUUGAAAAAGCGGCCUCCCCACGUUCUCAUGAAGUGUGUCGCGUGGGAUAAUUUCACCCACGAUUGGUCUGAAGACGGUUGUAAGUGGAGCGGAGCGUCAGAUGAAGGACUCUGUACCUGCAAACAUCUGUCCUCCUUCGCCAUCCUGAUGCAAAGGUAUCCUCUGAAGAUCGCCGGACUCCAACAAGUCACCCAAGUUGGUCUCUCUGUGUCCGUAGUUUCGCUCGUAAUCUGUCUCAUCAUCGAGGUAUUGGUUUGGAGCUCCGUGGUGAAAACAAACACGUUGUACCUCCGCCACAUGGCUCACAUCAACAUCUCGCUGUGCCUCCUGGUGGCAGACAGCUGCUUUUUGGCGUCCAUGGACCCCGAAAGUGUCUCCGAAUUGUGGUGCCGUAUCUUCGUGGUGCUGAAACACUUCUGCUUCCUGUCCAUGUUCUUCUGGAUGCUGUGUUUGAGCGGCAUGUUGCUUCACCAGGCCGUCUUUCUGUUCCACAACGUGAGCAAGAGCACCUACCUGAGGCUCUCCAUGUUCCUCGGGUACGUCUGCCCGCUGCUGAUCGUCGUCAUCACGUUCCUGGUGUAUGACGGAGGCAUUGAAGGCGAGUAUUUCUCCAAAGAAAGUUGCUGGUUGUUGUACGAGGGACUCAUGAAGGGCUCCAUCCACACCUUCGUUAUCCCCGUGGGAAUUAUCGUGUUCGUGAACGUUCUCUCCAUGAUGGUGGUGAUCAUGAAGCUGCUCGAUCACCCAAAGAACGCCGAGCGGACCAAUGAUAGCGAGAAGAAGGCGGCCGUCACAGUGAUGCGGUCGGUGAUUCUGCUGACGCCCAUCUUCGGGAUCACCUGGGUGUUUGGGUUCGCUGUGAUGUUGAUGGAUCUCACGUCUGGACCCAUUGCUAUAACAGUGAACUACCUGUUCACGCUGCUCAACGCCUUCCAGGGUUUGUUCAUUCUGUUAACAACAUGCGUGAUGGACAAAUCGACCCGAGAAGCACUUGGGAAACGUCUGAAGACAAAUGCUUCAGCCCCGACCUCCAACAGCACCACAAAGUUAGAAAGCACUUGGAAGAAGUGAAAAUGAUCCUAAAUAUGUCUCACAUCAAAACACACAUUUUACAAACAAUAUAUCUGAAUAGGCUUCAAGUUCGUACAUUUUUAUAGUUAUUACUUUGAUGUAUUCCCUGAUAUAUGAACACUGUGCAAUGCUUGUUUACCUGAUUAGUUUUUUUACAGGAAAUAUCUCCAGCUUGUACUGAUUGAUUUUGAUUUAAAACGUCCUUUUAUUGCGACAUAUUGUUUGGUAAACACUGUUUAUUACAUCUUUCUAGGAUUAUAACCUAUAACCUCGUAAUGUAUAAUUACCUUAUUAGCUUUGUAUGUAUUAUUAUUUGUUAUAUUAAUGAUUUGUCUCUGUCUUUUGGGGUUUUGGUUUCCUCAGAUUGUCUUUACUUGUCAUUUUUCAUGCUUUUUUCACAGUUGAACGACUUAUUUCCAAGAUACAUACAUGAUUUAAUACGGAGCUGUUGCAGGAUUACUUUGUGUAGAAACUCACUUCUGUAUAUCUGUGAUUUGAAUCAUAUGAGAGGAAGUCGACUGAGAUGUUCUUGAGUUCAAGAAAGCGCUAAAUAAAUAGAUUUUCACCCAAAAACUAUUCAUUCAAACUUAAAUGUUCUAUCGGUGAAGCAAUACAAAUGUUUGUUUCUUAACACUGUGUACGGUAAAGGGAUUCCUGUUUGUUUCAGUGACUUUUUAAGCAUAUUUUGAUGAUUACCGGGAGGAAUAUAAUGACUUUCAUAAAGAGCCUACGCCAGUU